AGUGUUGAUAGAGGAGACCCGGUACCUUGCUCCUAAAGUUGCCAGUCAUUUGAGCCCAGGGAUGAAGCCAAUAGCCGCUGGAUCCUUCAGCUCACAUGUGACCGAAUUUCCAAGAAAACGCAAAGGAAGUGAAUCAGACCCAUCCCAGUCAGGAAGCAUGACAGAAAAAGUGGUGGUGGAAAAGCUUUCUCAGAAUCCCUUUACCUAUCUUCUCUCAACAAGCAUAGAAAUAUCAGCAGCCAGUGGCAGCAGAGUGGAAGAUGGUGAACAACAAGUAAAAAUGAAGUCCUUCAGAGAAGCACAUAGCCAAACUGAAAAGCGGAGGAGAGAUAAAAUGAAUAAUUUGAUUGAAGAACUGUCUGCAAUGAUCCCUCAGUGCAAUCCCAUGGCACGCAAACUGGACAAACUUACGGUUUUAAGAAUGGCUGUUCAACAUUUGAAAUCUUUGAAAGGCAUAACAAAUUCUUAUGUAGGGAAUAACUAUAGACCCUCAUUUAUUCAGGAUAAUGAGCUCAGACACUUAAUUCUUAAGACCGCAGAAGGCUUCCUAUUUGUGGUUGGAUGUGAAAGAGGAAAAAUUUUCUUCGUUUCUAAGUCAGUCUCCAAAAUACUUAAUUAUGAUCAGGCUAGUUUGACUGGACAAAGCUUGUUUGACUUCUUACACCCAAAAGAUGUUGCCAAAGUGAAAGAACAACUUUCUUCUGAUAUUUCACCACGAGAGAAGCUAAUAGAUACUAAAACUGGUUUACAACUUCAUGGUAAUUUCCACACUGGAAGAACGUGCAUGUAUUCUGGCUUUAGAAGAUCUUUUUUCUGCCGGAUAAAGAGUUGUAAAAUCUCCAUCGAAGAAGAACAUGGACACUUACCCAACUCAAAAAAGAAAGAUCAUAGAAAAUUCUGUACUGUCCACUGCACUGGUUACUUGAGAAGCUGGCCUCCGAAUGUUGUUGGGAUGGAAGAAGAAAGAGACAGUAAGAAAGACAAUGGGAAUUUUACCUGCCUCGUUGCCAUUGGAAGAUUACAUCCAUCUGUUGUCCCCCGGAAGAGUGGAGAGAUUAAAGUGAAGCCAACAGAAUUUAUAACCCGGUUUGCAGUGAAUGGAAAGUUUGUCUACGUAGAUCAAAGGGCAACAGCAAUUUUAGGAUAUCUGCCUCAAGAACUUUUGGGAACUUCUUGUUAUGAAUAUUUUCAUCAAGAUGACCAUAGUAAUUUGACUGACAAGCACAAAGCAGUUCUACAGAGUAAGGAGAAAAUAUGCACAGAUUCAUAUAAAUUCAGAGCGAAAGACGGAUCUUUUGUAACUUUAAGAAGCCAGUGGUUUAGUUUUAUAAAUCCAUGGACCAAAGAACUGGAAUAUAUUGUGUCUGUGAACACUUUAGUUGUGGGGCAUAGUGAGACUGGAGAAGCAUCAUUAUUUCCUUGCAGCUCUCAAUCAUCAGAAGAAUCCUCCAGACAGUCUUGUAUUAGUGUGCCUGGAAUGUCAACUGGAACAGUGCUUGGUGCUGGUAGUAUUGGAACUGAUAUUGCAAAUGAAGUUUUGGAUUUACAAAGGUUACAGUCGUCUUCAUCCCUCGAUGAUUCAAGUCCACCAGAUUUAAUGAAAGAUACUCACAGUAUAAACAGCAGGCAUGUGUCAAAUAAGGAGUUUCUACUAAGUCCUUCUGAAAUAAGGGAGCUGGAGGCUACUAAGCAAAAUCCAAGUUCUGUUGCUGUCAGCAGUCAUGAACCGUUCCUCAGUGACAGUGCACAGCUGGAUUUCGAUGCCCUGUGUGACAAUGACGACACAGCCAUGGCUGCGUUCAUGAAUUACUUAGAAGCAGAGGGGGGCCUCGGAGACCCUGGGGACUUCAGUGACAUCCAGUGGACACUCUAAUAUUUGGUGUUUAACUCUAAAAAGGAGAAACGUUUUAAACUAUUUCAUUUACAGAAAACUGUUCUUCAGUACUGUAUUAUAGAUACUGUUUUUAUCUUUUAUUAACGGUCUACCAACAUUUACCAUUUGCACCUCACUCUAUAGGGGUGUGGAGAAAUAAUAAUGUUUUCCUCCAAAGAGGACCAAACAAAGUUUAUUCCAGACCCCAUUAUUCUGUGAAAUGGCUUAAAAUCCUCUCGCAGCCAUAUUUUUGCUAAAAUAUUUCUAACCUAAAAGCUCACAUAAGUAUUGUUUUGCCUAUGUUUUUAUUUUUUGAUGCAGUUUUGUUUGGGGAAUUUAAUAUAUUGGCAUUUUUCUUGUGUCCAAGAUUCAUUUUUAAUAGAUUUAUAAUAGUAGGUUUAUGUCAUUUGGAAUGUUGCCAUUUCUUGCGGAUUUCCUUAAUGGAAGAUAGGGCUUACACACUUUAAUAAAAUGGUGAGUACUUGAACAUUAAUGGGACAGUGCAAUUUACAGACAUAAUCACAAUGAAUAGUAUAUUUUAUCUUUGUAGAAUUAGGUCAUCAAAAAGGCAGGAUAUUUCUGUUCGAUCAUAUUUUUUUUAGUUAGAUUUUAAGUGAGAUGAUUUUUUUAAUUUAAAACCCAGAAAAAACAACAACAACAACAACAAAAGAACAAGUUAGCUUAUAGAAAAGGAAGGAUCCUGGGCAUUAGAUCUCAGUGAUAAACCAUUGCAUAUAAGAUUUACUCUUUUUUAUUUUUUUAAUUGCCUGAAGGCAUGUGCUUCUGCUAGAGAGAGACAGAGAAGAGGGAC
This is a messenger RNA of Tupaia belangeri chinensis (Chinese tree shrew), 2684 nucleotides long. It is a transcript of the gene BMAL2, whose product is annotated as basic helix-loop-helix ARNT like 2. The transcript has 16 exons. The record is from RefSeq and is a predicted model, not a curated record. NCBI's taxonomy places the organism in Eukaryota, Metazoa, Chordata, Mammalia, Scandentia, Tupaiidae. Gene Ontology annotation, cellular component: nucleus; transcription regulator complex; cytoplasm. Bases 62 to 1873 code for a protein of 603 amino acids. Gene Ontology annotation, molecular function: protein dimerization activity; DNA-binding transcription factor activity. Gene Ontology annotation, biological process: regulation of DNA-templated transcription.